Molecule: messenger RNA, 2652 nt
Organism: Cylindrotheca closterium
Lineage: Eukaryota; Bacillariophyta; Bacillariophyceae; Bacillariales; Bacillariaceae
Source: the annotation of a GenBank genome assembly
AUGUAUCGCCUUCCUCAGAUUCCAACCGCCCUCGUCAGAGUUGAUACUCUGAAAAAAAUUUGGAAGAAUGGAACUGAUGGUUUGUGUAGAAGCAGUCCAGUCGCAACGCUGCUUGUAAGGUAUAAUGCUUCCUCUUCAGAUACGGUCGGUGAAACGCAAGAGUCUCGACAAAUUCAUAGGUUAAGGCAUCUGCGGAACGUCGGGGUCUUUGCCCAUGUCGAUGCCGGAAAAACGACGGUGACCGAGCGAAUGCUUGCUUUGGCUGGUGUAGUUAGGCGAGCAGGCAGUGUUGACGACGGUGAUACUGUCACAGAUUUUCUACCAGCAGAAAGGGAGCGAGGCAUCACUAUCCAGAGCGCCGCAAUUGCGUUUUCUUGGGGCUGGCAUAACAAUGGAAAAGGCGAUGAUUUGCAGCAAAACGAUAAUGUAAGGAUACAACUGAUUGACACUCCAGGCCAUGUCGAUUUCAGUGUUGAAGUGAAUCGAUCCGUGGCUGUGCUCGAUGGCGCAGUGCUAGUCCUAGACGCUGUAAAAGGAGUCCAGCCCCAAACUGAGACAGUUUGGAGAGCUCUAAAGACCCCUUCUAUUAAUAAUCAUGAUCGUUUGCAAGAUCCUGAUUUUCGCCGUUUUUCACACGAUCCACUACCUUGCAUUGCGGUGAUCAACAAAAUGGAUAAAGAUGGACGAAACUUUGCAAACGCGAUAAGCACGAUCCGCCAAAAGCUACCGGGGGCUUUUCCUCUACCCAUUCAGCUUCCUCUCUUCUCGAAACGCUCUGAAAACGAAAGCCCACCAGACUUGGUUUCAUGUGCUGUCGAUUCUCCAGAUGAACAAAGGGAGACAAAUGGUGCCUUUUGUGGAAUCGUUGAUCUUGUGCAUAUGCGUGCGUUGGUUUGGCCAGAUAGGAAGGAAGGAAGUAUUGACAAGAGCGCCCCGACGGUAAUAAAUUUACUCCAGGGAGAAUCCAUUGGACGAGAUGCUGAAGACUGCCAAGUCACAGAGAUGGCCGUUGCAUCCCGUUCAAAGCUAAUUGAAUCCUUGGCUGAGAUGGAUGUGGAGAUGGAAGAACUAUUCCUGAACGAUGAAACGCCAAGCAACGCACAGGUCCGUGCAUCACUGCGGAGAGCGACUCUUGCACACAAGGUACUUCCAGUAUUAGCUGCGGCUGCACUGAAGGGGAAAGGAAUAGAGCCUAUACUUGAUGCUGUCGCAGACUUGCUCCCAUCCCCGCUUGAACGCAAAACGCCUGCCUUGAAUGGAGAAUCUACGACUCCUGUGCACAACGGACAUGGUAAGAAAGAAAUCAAGCCAAAUACUUCACAAAUUACUCUAGGGCAUCCGCUACACCCAAGUUUGCUGGCCCUGGCCUUCAAAGUUGUGCACAUGAAAGGUCGCGGAGGCAGCGGUGAUGGCAGAGUUGUUUUUGCUCGCAUUUAUUCGGGGAAGCUGUCUGAACGCGAUACGGUACAGGUUAUAUCACCCCCAGCACCAGGUGACACGCUGAAGAUAAUCCGUUCAGAACGAAUAGGUGGUAUGCUUGAGCUGGCAGGUGGGCGCUUGGAGAAAAUUGAGGAUGGUGUCUGCAAGAGCGGGGAUGUUUGCGCGAUUGUGGGUUUCAAGACAGUCGUCACAGGUGACACCAUAAGAUUCGCCGCUGACAAAACAUCGAAGUCAAACAACAGCAAGAGUCAGAACACUGAUGAAAUGUAUCUUGCGGGGGUUGCAUCCCCUAAACCAGUGAUGACUGUGAGACUGGAAGCGGAGACUGCAUCAGACCAAUCGCGCCUUUCAGAAACAUUAAAAUUGUUUUGCAUAGAAGAUCCAAGUCUCGUUGUUGAAGAAACAGAAUCUUCGACUUUGCUUUCUGGAUUGGGGGAAUUGCAUAUUGAAGUCACUCUCGACAGGUUGUUUCGUGAGCACCAACUUAGGGUGAUGGUUGGACCCCCCUUGGUCGCAUACCACGAAAGUGUCAAGGAAGAAAUUGAAACGAGUGGAGGCCUGUUAGAGUAUGACCGCACAAUUGGUGGCACCAGACUACAAGCAAGAGUCCACCUCUUACUCAAACCCGUGUCACACGAGAAGAGCUCUUCGUGCGUGAUGUUGACAACUCCUUCCGUGACAAUAGGAAGCAAAGCGAGAGAGUUUUUAGGUAUGAACGCUGAUCUAUCGGAACUGCUGCUGCUGCAAAAGAGCGAUUUAGCUCGAGCUCUAGUCCAAGGCUGCCUUGGCGCUCUCAAAAGGGGAGCUUUGAAAGCGUCACCACUUAUGAAUGUGAUUUGUCAUAUUGAAAAUGUUGAUGCGGAAGGGGGACUGGCUGCGCUCAAGCGCUUACCGGGUGCCCUACAAGCAGCGUCUGCAAACGCUGUUUCAGUUACGCUAGCACAAAACCAAGGCAGUUGUACUGUUUUGGAGCCGACCAUGUCAAUCGAGAUAUCGCUUCCGAAUGCCAUGGUCGGUGACGUUCUUUCUGAUUUGACAUCUCGAAGAGGCACAGUUAGCGAUGUUGUUGCAGGAGACAGUGAGCAAGAGAACUCUUUGGUCCUGGGUGAUGUCCCUCUCUCCGGAAUAAUUGGAUAUGCAAACACGAUUCGAGCCCUUACUGCAGGCGAAGGUAGUUUCAGCGCAGAGUACAAGGGUCACUCGCCAUGUUGA